This is a messenger RNA of Diospyros lotus (date-plum), 792 nucleotides long. RefSeq lists its product as uncharacterized. The coding region runs from base 176 to 589 and encodes 137 amino acids. Gene Ontology annotation, molecular function: calcium ion binding. The transcript has a single exon. The record is from RefSeq and is a predicted model, not a curated record. Lineage: Eukaryota; Viridiplantae; Streptophyta; Magnoliopsida; Ericales; Ebenaceae.
CUCUGUUCUGUACAAUGUUUUCUCUCUUCCUCCCAGUAGUAGUUAACUAUAAAUACAAAGACAAUCCCAGCUCUCCUUUCAAGUAAAACUGCGGUUCUCACAUUGAUUUCUUCUCUAGCUAGCUACUUUACUUUCCCUUCUUCUUGAGAAUCUGAGAAACCAAUCAAGAGAGAAAAUGAGCGUAGAAUUGUUGGAUGGCGCCACAAUCAUCCGUUUCUUGGAGGAUGAAGAAGCGUUCAACAGCUCAGUCUGCAACCGAUUCGCUUGGCUGGACGCCAAUCAUGACGGCCUUCUCUCCUAUGAGGAGAUGUUGAGGGAGUUGCAGAGCUUGAGGGUCAUCGAAACCCAUUUUGGAGUUGACAUAAAGACGGAUCCCAAUGAGCUCACUUGCAUCUACAACUCUAUCUUCCUGCAGUUUGAUCGCGACUCCAGUGGAACUGUAGAUUUGCAGGAAUUCAGUGCAGAGACGAAGAGAAUGAUGCUUGCCAUGGCCGAUGGACUGGGAUUCUUGCCUGUUCAAAUGGUUUUAGAAGAGGAUAGCUUACUGAAGAAAGCAGUCGAGUUUGAAUCAACCAAACUGGCAGCCUAAUCUAAGUGGAUUUGCUGAUGCUCUUUUUCACCGUGUGUGUUUCAGUUUUGGAAAAAUGAUCUUUGUCUGUUCUUCGUGGUUUGUGUUUUUUUUUUUUUUUUUUUUUUUUUGAGGUUCUCUUCUUUGUGUACCGAAUAAAAAACCCAUUUGAAGAAAUUGAAAAUGAAAGGUGCCUUAGAACAUUACUGUGUGGCUUUGAAGCA